Messenger RNA from Tachyglossus aculeatus (Australian echidna), 3291 nucleotides. RefSeq names its product zinc finger protein 800 (gene ZNF800). The transcript is spliced from 7 exons. Lineage: Eukaryota; Metazoa; Chordata; Mammalia; Monotremata; Tachyglossidae. Bases 170 to 1891 code for a protein of 573 amino acids. The record is from RefSeq and is a predicted model, not a curated record.
AGGAGGAGGAGGAAGAGGCCCCCCUCAGCGCCGCCGGAGAGCGGGGGCCCGGCGGCAAAGGAGGACGAGCGGCCGCGGCGCGCGCGCUGCAGCAGGAGACGGCAAAGAGGACCGAGCCGCAAUGAGGAGCUGCGGGCUGUAGGAGGGAAGGAGGUCGCGCCCACUGAAAAUGCCUCUAAGGGACAAGUGCUGUCAGACGGACCACCAUCACCAUGGAUGCUGCCAACCAGUAUAUAUCCUGGAACCUGGAGAUCCACCCUUGUUGCAGCAGCCACUUCAGACGUCAAAAUCUGGGAUUCAGCAAAUUAUUGAAUGCUUCCGAUCAGGAACAAAGCAACUUAAACACAUUUUGUUAAAAGAUGUGGACACUAUUUUUGAAUGUAAAUUAUGCCGCAGUCUCUUCCGAGGAUUACCAAAUUUAAUUACGCAUAAAAAGUUCUACUGCCCUCCAAGUCUCCAGAUGGAUGACAACCUGCCAGAUGUCAAUGACAAACAAAGCCAAGCCAUAAGUGAUCUCCUAGAAGCCAUUUAUCCAAGGGUGGACAAGCGAGAAUACAUCAUCAAGCUAGAACCGAUAGAAACAAAUCAAAACGCGGUGUUUCAGUACAUUUCAAGGACCGAUAACCCAGUCGUGGUCACAGAGUCAAGUGGCACUCCCGAUCAAACCCACGUCUCAACACAAGAACCUAGCAGUGAGCAGUCCAAAACAACUCCACCCCCAGAAGCUGAGGCAGAAAUUGUGGAGGCUCCUCCGCUGGAGGCGGUUGCCAGCGAAGUGACACCUGCCUCCGAGGAAAAGCCUCAGGAAUCGCACCCUGACCUGGAAACUUCUGAUAAUUCCAAUUUGGGCCACCAGUUGAUUUGCUGUCUUUGCAGAAAAGAGUUCAACUCACGCCGCAGUGUGCGUCGGCACAUCAGAAAAGUUCACAAGAAAAAAAUGGAAGAACUAAAGAAAUUCAUUGAAACACGAAAGACUCCAAACAAGUCCUCCGCUAAAGGGCGCAACAAGAAUGUCCUAGUCCCGCUAAGUAGAAGUUGUCCAGUGUGCUGUAAAUCGUUCGCUACAAAAGCGAACGUUCGGAGGCAUUUUGAUGAAGUUCAUCGAGGACUGAGGAGGGAUUCAAUUACUCCUGAUAUAGCUACAAAGCCGGGGCAGCCUUUGUUCCUGGAUACUGUUUCUCCUAAAAAAUCUUUUAAGACGCGAAAACAAAAGUUGUCUUCAAAGGCUGAAUACAAUUUAACUGCAUGCAAAUGCCUUCUUUGCAAGAGGAAAUACAGUUCACAAAUAAUGCUUAAAAGACAUAUGCAAAUUGUCCACAAGAUAACUCUUUCUGGAACAAACUCGAAGAAAGAGAAGGGGCCUAACAACACUGCUAACAGCACAGAAAUGAAAGUAAAAGUUGAACCAGCAGAUUCCAUAGAACCUUCACCCCCUUCCAUUCCCCAUUCUCCACAGAAUGAAUCAAAGGGAACAAAUCAUUCAAAUGAGAAAAAGAACACACCGGCAGCCCAGAAAAAUAAAGUUAAGAAAGUCUCUGACAGCCUUAAAUCAACCAGUCCUCAUGCUGCAGGUGGCCAGCCGAAAACCAGGAAACCAAAACUCUCAGCUGGCUUUGACUUCAAGCAGCUUUACUGUAAACUUUAUGCAAUAAAUGCGGAAAGGCAUUUGCCAAAAAGACUUACCUCGAGCAUCAUAAGAAAACGCAUAAGGCAAAUGCUUCUAAUACACCCGAAGGAAAUAAAACCAAAGGCCGAAGUACAAGAUCUAAGGCUCUUGUCUGAUAACUUCCAAGUGGUGCACGAAAAGGUUUGGAGUUCAUAUGUGUGGAAAGAUUUUAAAUUGGUGUUAGAACCACUAACGUCUUCAGAUGGUACUAUGAGAAAAAACUAAUUUUCCUAAAUAUUUGAAUUACUGCUGUUUUUUGACUAAAUGAAUAACCAUUCUGACUACUUGUUUUUAAGGCAGUGCCUCUUCCAACACUUUCAAGUAGCUGUGAAGUUAUCCUAUACUCUGUCCAUCGUAAUCUAAUGUGUUAACCAUCCUUGAACUUGGCCUACAGAUUCAUCACAUUGUACUUUAUAAAAGGGAAAUAUGUAAAAUUAGGCUUUCCCCAGAAGAGGAACCAAAGCUUUUUUAAUUCAGCCAAUCUACAGUUUAAGGAAGAUAACACAGUUGGGGCUGAUAAUUCUAAAAAAAAAAAAUGUCUGUUACGUUAACAGUAGCUCAUGUUCCAUUUUAUUUGUCAACUCCACCACUCCGAUUUUCAGUAUGAUUUCAGAUUUUUCUCCAAUGAAUGGGUGUAUGCCGAAAACAGCCUAUUACAAUGUAAAAGGACUGAAGUCUGCUAAAUAUUUAUAUUUGUCCUCACAACAGUUCAUGUCCAACUAAUUUCCCAGCUCUUGAGUGUAGUGAAAGCUUAACUGUACAAGUUACUGUAGAGAUCUCCAGAUCAUUUUCAUGCAUGGAUCAUAGUAUCACCUUUUAUUUGUAAACACAGGAGAUGUUUAUAAAAAUUAUACAUUCCCCUAUUUUUUCUUUAAAUUUUCUACACAAGCACUUUAAUGAUAGAUGCAACUUAAUUUUUCAGUUUCUAUUUUUUUAAGGACAACACAUUUACUAAUGUUAAUAUGAAGGUAGUAAAUAUCUUACGGAUAUUUUAAUAGAUACAGACAAUCCAUGCACAACCACUUCUUAUGAUGCUAGUUUUAUUUCUUUAAAUAAUACUUCAACAGGGAAGAUGGAGGGGGUAAUCCCAGGAUAUUUUUUCUCUCUCAAAUGACCACUUUAGAUAGCAUUUGAUAUUUACUAUAGAAUUUGCGAAAUGAUAAAUUCCUGUCCAUUUUGUAAUAAAUCCCAAUUUUAGCAAAAACACAAGCACACCUCCCAUCAUUAAAAUUUUGGCAGGUUUCUGUGUGUCAAUAUUUUGUACUUUUAGAAAAUAUCAUUUUGUUUUUAGUGAUUUGUGUCAAAAUUACCACAAUUUGAAAAGGUACACCAGAAAUAUCCCAUGUUUUUAUAUAGGUUUGCUCCUUUGCUGAGGAGGAACCCUGUUUCCCUAUAUAUACUUUUUGUAUAAAACCUAAAAAUGUUGACGAUAACAAGGUCAUAAAAAUGAAAUGCUUCUCUAGCUAGAAAAACGUUUAGCCUUCCUAGUGCUUUGCACUGAAAUAUACUGUGAAAGGAAACUAGAAAGACUGUAACUGUUGCUGGAAAUGUUCUAUACUGAAUGUACAUGCUCUUGUUUGGAUAAAUGUACUGUAUGUGAUGGAAAUAAACCAGACUGGAAGUCA